This is a messenger RNA of Cotesia congregata, 1400 nucleotides long. NCBI's taxonomy places the organism in Eukaryota, Metazoa, Arthropoda, Insecta, Hymenoptera, Braconidae. The record is from the annotation of a GenBank genome assembly.
AAAUUUUAUAACAAGUUUUUAAGCAGUAAAAUUUUUUCUUUUUAGUCUCAGAACUAAUUAAAAAAUUUGUUGCAGGUAUUUUUAUAUCUCCAAAAGGAGUAAUCGCUGAAACCGGAAGUGUUGGACUGUCAUUAAUAGUGUGGAUAUUAUGUGGAUUUUUGUCAAUGAUAGGAGCACUUUGUUAUGCAGAAUUGGGAACAAGUAUUCCUAGAAGUGGUGGAGAUUAUGCUUAUAUUCAUGAAGCUUUUGGUGAACUUCCUUCUUUUUUAUAUUUAUGGGCUGCUAAUUUAAUUUUUGUACCAACAACAAAUGCAAUAAUGGCAUUGACAUUUGCUGAAUAUGUUUUACAGCCAUUUUUUCAAGACUGUGUGAUACCUGAUGCUAGUGUACGACUUAUAGCUGCUUGUACAAUAUGUUUAUUAACUUUUAUAAAUUGUUACGACGUUAAAGAAACAUCAAAAAUGCAAAACAUCAUCAUGUUUGCUAAAAUAAGUGCACUGUUCAUAAUAAUAAUUGCUGGACUGUCAUGGUUGUGUUUGGGACACACUGAAAAUUAUGAGGAACCUUUUAAAAGCACAACAGUAGAUCCCGGUAAAAUAGCAAUUGCAUUCUAUUCUGGUAUAUUUUCAUACUCUGGAUGGAACUAUUUAAAUUUUAUGACUGAAGAAUUAAAAGAUCCUUAUAAAAAUUUACCACGUGCCAUUUAUAUUUCACUGCCAUUAGUUACGAUAAUAUACGCGUUGGCGAAUGUUGCGUAUCUUGCAGUGCUUAAUCCUACGGCGAUGAUUGCUUCUCAUGCUAUUGCUGUGACAUUAGCUGAUAAACUUAUGGGUCCAAUGUCUUGGAUAAUGCCAGUAUUGGUAGCAACAUCAGCAUUUGGCGGAUUGAGUGUCCAUAUUAUGACGUCGUCACGAAUGUGCUUUGUUGGAGCUCGUAAUGGACAUUUUCCGGCUAUGUUGAGUCAUAUUAAUAUCAAAAGAUUUUCACCGACACCUGCUUUAGUUUUUUUGUGUAUAUUAUCAUUGAUGAUGCUGUGUACAAGUGAUAUUUUUGUACUGAUAACGUACUGCAGUAUAGUCGAGUCAUUUUUCAUAAUGAUAUCAGUCGCUGGAAUUUUAUGGCUAAGGUACAAACGUCCGAACAUGCCACGGCCGAUCAAAAUACCAAUCCUAGUACCAAUAGUAUUCGUAAUUAUCUGUUUAUUUCUGGUAAUUGUACCUUGCCUCGAGCGACCCAUUGAAGUUGGCAUGGGUGCACUGAUUACAUUAUCCGGCGUACCGGCUUAUUUUGCUGGUAUUGUGUGGAAGAAUAAGCCAAUGUGGUUCCUCAAUUUAAAUGAAAAGGCAACCCACGUGGUUCAAAAAUUGUUCAUAUCAGCCAGAGAAGAAAAAGAUGAUUAG